ACGGAACGGAGAAAAAGAAAUGAACGCCCUAAAACCUGUUUCUCCCUUCAGGCUCUGCUCCCUCCUACGCCUCCAGAAAGACCCAAACCUUGCUCUCAGCCUCUUCCAAAACCCUAAUCCUGAUGCCUGCUCCAAGAAGCCAUUCCGUUAUACCCUCCUUUCGUAUGAUCUCAUCAUCAGUAAGCUCGGUCGUGCCAAAAUGUUCAAUGAAAUGGAACAAAUCCUUCUCCAGCUAAAGAAUGACACUAGAUUGGUACCCAAUGAGAUAAUCUUUUGCAAUGUCAUUAAAUUCUAUGGUCGUGCUCGUUUACCAGACCAUGCACUCAAGGUGUUCGAUGAAAUGCCCUCUUAUCGUUGUCAGAGAACUGUCAAGUCAGUGAAUUCAUUGUUGGAUGCACUCUUGAAUUGCCGUAGGUUUGAUAAAAUGAGGGAAGUGUUUGUGGGUAUGGAGAAAUAUGCCUUCCCAGAUACUUGCACUUAUAAUGUAUUGAUUCAUGCGUGUUGUUUGAAUGGUUGUAUGGAUGAUGCGUGGGUUGUAUUUGAGGAAAUGCGGAGGAAAGGUUUGGAGCCAAAUGGUGUUACGUUUGCAACACUGAUAAAAAGGUUUUGUGUGGAUUUGAAGAUGAAGGAAGCUUUCAAGUUAAAGGAGGAUAUGGUUAGGUUUUUUGGUUUGUCUCCUAAUGCAUAUGCGUACAGUUCCUUGAUUAAAGGGCUUUGUGGGGUUGGUGAGGUGAAUUUAGCAUUUGAGCUUAAGGAGGAAAUGGUGAAAAAUAAUAUCAAAGUGGAUUCUGCAAUUUAUUCUACUUUGAUUAGUGGACUUUUUAAGGUUGGGAGGAAAGAUGAGGUUUCUGGUGUUUUAGAGGAAAUUCGAAUCAAUUGCUGCAAACUUGAUACCAUUACUUACAAUGUGAUGAUUAAUGGGUUCUGCAAACUUAAGGAUUUUGAAGCAGCAUAUAGAAUUUUGGAAGAGAUGGCAGAUACUGGUUGUAAGCCAGAUAUUAUUAGUUACAAUUCUAUAAUUGGUGGAUUAUGCAAGGAUGGGAAAUGGAGUGAUGCUAAUGAUUUAUUUCAAGAUAUGCCAAGGCGUGGAUGCAUUCCUGAUGUUGUGUCCUAUAGGAUGCUUUUUGAUGGGAUCUGUAGUGGGUUAGAGUUCAAGGAAGCAGCAUUAAUUUUGGAUGAGAUGAUUUUCAAAGGUUAUGUACCUCAUUCGGCUAGUAUAAAUAGGUUUGUUGAUGGAUUAUGUCAGGAAGGAAAUAUCAAUCUAUUAUCAAGAGUUCUGAAAAGCUUGGGAAAAGGAAAUGUAAUUGAUCGGGAGAUAUGGAUGAUGGUGAUUUCUAAGAUCUGCAAGGAAGAAAAGUUGUCAAUUGUACCUGAUCUUGUUGAUACUUUGGUUGGGCCUAACUGAAGCCCAGGUGAUAGAUAAAAUCAGUUUUUAGUUUUGACCUUGUUCCAAGUGGGUAAAUUAAUGUCCAGCAAAGUGCUCUGGGAUUGCUCUGGGAUUGUUCCAAACCCCCCCCCCCCCCGGCAGCACUGGUUAAGGUUGGGUUGGUUUAGGUUAGAGCUGGUAGAAAGGGAAUGGGAGGUGGAUUUAGAGUGCUUCAUCUUGUCCGACUGUUUCUUGCAUUUCUUCCUGAGGUUCAGAAUGCUGAUAAACAGAAUUCCAUUUAGGAAGAAGGUAAUAUAAACAGUCUUCACAAUUUUCAUUUUCUUUGUUUGUAAUCAGCUUCCACUGUAUGGCAUACACUCUUCAAUCAGUGCAGAUUCAUUUUGUUGGAUGCAUGUCAUUCUUGCUUCAAGCUGAGGGAUGGUAAUGGAUCUCGGGAUCACGACAAUUGUCAUACAUGGCGCUGGUAAUGCAAUUCCUGUCUGGUACAAAGAUAACUGAAGUGGACAACAAUGUUCAUGAAAACCGUGUCAUACCGUUCUAUGUGGGAACUGCAGUGGAAACUUUAUUGUGAAUCUUCUUGUCAAGGGAAGGAAUCUGAAUAUGCAGGCGGGCAAUUUUCCCUGUUGGUGGCCUUGCAUAUUAUACGACUGCACGUCUGCACCGUGAAGGUGUGAAUUUUUUUUUUUUUUGGGUACAUUGGGCAAUGCUUACAGCAUUGGAUUAUCUAGUGGCACGUGGCCUACAAAUUCCUAAAUUAUUUUCUUGAAAAAGAGAUUGAACCACAUUAGGGGGUUGUUCGAAAUAAAGGAAACCUCUCCCUAACUGAUAAAACUGAGAUGCCAUUGCAUCUGCACAAAAGUUUUGCUUUUGAAAUACACGUUGAAUCACACA
Messenger RNA from Rubroshorea leprosula, 2278 nucleotides. NCBI's taxonomy places the organism in Eukaryota, Viridiplantae, Streptophyta, Magnoliopsida, Malvales, Dipterocarpaceae. The record is from the annotation of a GenBank genome assembly.